GUAUGUUCCAUGAACAAAUCCAUUUUCUACGAGUUUGACAGAUAAUCAACUGUCAGUUUUCCGAAACUUCGAAUAGAUAAUUUUAAUAAAUACUUUAUAAUGGAAGCUGUACCGAGGUUACCGAUGAUAUCCUUUCAAUUAAAAGUUAGUCCUGAAUUGACUACAUUUGGACCAAAGUUAAAGCAGUAUAUACGUGAUUUUUAUAAUGAAGAUCCGGAAUCAUACUCGCAUGAAAUACAUCAAUUAGAAAGUUUACGUGCAAUGGCUAUACGACCACCUAUUAAUGUAACUGGUUGUUCAUUGUUGAAAAAGUAUUAUUGUCAGUUACAUUUUCUUCAAAGUAGAUUUCCUAUGGGAAAAGAUGGUGCAGCAGCUGUUACAUUUACAUGGAGGGAUACAUAUGCAAAUAUGGUCUGUUCGUUAGCAAAUAUUCGCUUUGAAAUCAUUUCAAUCUUGUAUAAUAUUGGUGCAAUGCACACUCAGUUGGGAGCACUCACUGAAAGGACAUCAGCAGAUGGGAUGAAAAUGGCAUGUUCUCACUUUCAAUGUGCUGCAUGGGCUUUUGAGCAUUUAAAGAACAGUUAUCCACAACCAUCUGGUGUAGAUUUAGCACCAGAACUAAUGACAUUUAUGCAUCAACUUUGUCUAGCUCAAGCGCAAGAAUGUAUAUUGGAAAAGAGUAUGCUUGAUAAUCGUAAACCCACAAUUGUAGCAAAAGUCGCAAGACAAAUAGUGGAUUAUUUUACUCUGGCAUUAUCUACCCUUGAACAAGGUGGGAGUGAGGAUGGAACUAUAUCAGAUACAGUUGGUACUAAAAUCUAUAAGAGCUGGAAACAUUAUCUGAAAUUCAAGAAAGCUUAUCACUUAGCAGUUACAUAUUUAUAUCAAGGCCUAGCUGCUGAAGAGCAAAGGAAAAUGGGUGAAAGAGUGGCAUUUUAUAAUGCUGCAUUAACUUCUUUGAAUGAAGCACAAUUAAUUUAUUCGAAUAUUCCUGGAGAGAAAACAAUUAUAGAGGAAGCGCUCACAUUUACAAACGACGUGAUAGAAGGGAAACGUAAGGCUGCAAAAAAUGAAAAUGAAUUUAUAUACCAUGAGGAAAUUCCUGAAAAAGAAACACUACCUACAAUAAAGGGAGCCCCUUUAGUUAAAGGGAUGUCGUUUAGUAUUAACGAUUCUGAAAUUUCAGGUCCUGAUAUAUUUGCCAGAUUAGUACCAAUGAAGGUACAUGAAGCGAGUUCUCUAUAUUCGGAAGAAAAGGCAAAACUAUUGCGAUCUGUCGGUAGUAAAAUCGAGGACAAAGAUCAGCAACUCAAUACCUAUCUUACGUCCUUAAAAUUAGAACAUAUGAGUUUAUGGGAUCCCGAUGCUCAAACUACGGAGUGGGAGCGUUUACCUCUUCCUGAGGAAUUAGUUGAGAGAUGCGCGGCAUUAAACGCAAAGCAGCACGUCAUUCAAGAUUUAGUUGACAUAAUGAGGAAAUUGUGUGAUACUAGCGAUGACGUUGAAAAAAUAUUAAAAGAAAUUAAGAAGCUUCUCUUGGAUGAAGAACAAAAAGAAAAAGAAUACCAGGAUGCAGUUGGAAAGAGACCACCGUCUAUAGUAGCUACUGAUUUAACAAGGGAAGCUAAGAAAUACGAAGAGGCUCAUAAUAAAGCUUCUGAAAGCAAUCACGCUCUUCGUAAAGCAAUAACGAUGCUUGUGAAGAAUUUAAAAAUACUUUCACAACCACUUGCCGACCUCAUGGCCCAUAUACCUUCGCCAAAACAAAAUACUGAAAAAUCGCAUAGCGCGAUUGAAUUAGAACGAAUGCAUACAAAGGAAUUGAAACGUAUUUUGUACAAAGUAGACGAAAUGCGUUUACAGAGAAACGAAUUACAUACAAAAUUGCGAGAUUCAGUUGCACAGGAUGAUCUGACACGCUUAUUAGUUACUGCCACGUCUGAUUCUGGACCCUUGGAUCGUUUAUUCGCGGAUCAACUUAGUAAACAUCAGACUCUGGUGUCGUUGAUUGAGCAAAAUCUUGCCGCGCAAGAGAAUAUUUUAGCAGCUUUAACAGAUGCUUAUGCUCAAACUGCUAAUGUACGAAAGGGAGUCGAAGAGAUAUUAAAGCGGCGAGAACAUACAAUUACUUCCUUAAUUGCGUCUUACGAUGCUUACGAAGAUUUAUUAGUAAAGUCUAACAAAGGUCUCGAAUUUUAUAGGAAAUUAGAAAUAAACGUUUCAAAGUUACUUCAGAGAGUGAAGAGUACUUGUAAGGUGCAAGAAGAAGAACGUGAACAUAUACUUGCACAGGACAGUAAUAAAAAUACUCAAGAUAAAGUGGACACGGCGAUAGCAGCUGCAUAUGAUCAGAAACGCAGUCGAACAAGCAGCGGACUUAAAUUAAAAGAUUACUUAAAUAACAGGCCGGAGAAUGUUUCAAAUCAAUAUUAUAAUGUAUAUAAAGGACAAGGUAAACAAGUUCAAAUGGAUGUUACAACAAAAACAUAUUAUAAUGACACAGUAAAUAAGGGUGCAGUACAUCCUAGUGGAAUGCCUGCAUUAGAUGCAACAAUAUCAUCUGCGAAACCUAUGCAGCAAUAUUAUCUUGCACCAUAUACAGAUUACAAAGCAAAUUUACCCUAUUCUCAUGAAGCGUCUACCUAUAACGAGAAUGUUGCUUUAAAUCAAAAUUAUAUGCAAAUAAAUAGCUCAGACAUUGCAAAUACUUAUUCACAAGGAAUUGCAACAAAUACGACGACAGAUACUACAGUGCAGUAUCCAGUAAAUUCUUAUAUAACCAAUGGACAAUUUCCUACAGCUUUGGAUGGACAACAUAAGUAUUCCACUAACACUCAACCACAGUAUAAUUAUCCUAGUAAUACGAUGCAGUACGAGGCUUACCAGCCUUCUGUUGACUAUACUGGAUAUAACGUUGCACAGCAAUAUCCUUCUAAUCUUGAUAAGACUGUUAGUAUUACUACACCUGAGGUACCUCCUCCACCAUCAGCGAUACCACAAACAGCUAUACCUUCAUCGAAUACAGUGAAUAAAACUACAGAUGUGCAACCACAUUCUUAUACUACCGUGGCUCAAGGGCAGCAACACAUACCUGAACCACAGCAAAAUUUUGUCUCUCAAGAAUCCCUUGCAAUUGUUAGAAGUCAGCAAGUACUAUCAAUGGAUAAUACUCAAAUACAAAAUUAUAUUCCUCAAGUUAACCAAACCGAAGUUCCGCGUACUCAAGGUUACAAUGGUGGAAUGUAUUAUACCCCAUCCGAAUCUCGUACUCAACAAGGUACAUCCAGUCAAAAUACACCUGGGACGACGAAUAUUUCUGCCUCUACGCAGUACAUACAAACACAAUAUAUGAACACGAACAUUCCUCAGUCUGUUCAUUCUACUACCUCGUUAACUGCUCCAGUAAAUGACAUGGCUAUUUCGUAUCCUUCAACUUCCAACUUCAAUUCACAAUACCCGCAACCGAGUGGUACGGAGCAGAAUAAACAAAUUUAUACCGACAAAGCGUAUCAAUAUGCACCACAAGUAUCUACCAAUGACACAAAUUUGAGUUACCCUAAUACUUAUCACGGUUUGCAGCAUCCUACUGGUGCUUCAUAUCCACAAAGCAUGUUGUCCACCAAUACAGGUAGUACAUACGCGUACACGAACUCUUCGACCAAUACAGAAAUAAUUCAAAGUCACACAAAGUCUGCAGCAGGUGUGCAGAACUAUUCACAAACAUACCAGUAUCCACAACAAUCACAUUACUCUGGUUAUGGUGCCUAUUACAAUCAAGGAUACAAUUACAUGCAAGGAAAUCAAGGAAACAGUGCAAUGACAGAGUCAUACAACAAAGGCCAAAUAGGAUACACUUAUAAUCCUACGACUCAAUGUUAUGAAUACAAUCCUAGCAGUCUUCAAACUUCACAAUCCCUUCAAGAUUCGCAACAACCCUCUGAAUUAACACCUCAAAUAAAUACUGGUAUCAAUAGUAAUUCGUAUCAGCAACAAGAAAGUAAUGCAAGAUACACGAAUGCUAGUAAUAAUUCUAUGGUCAGUCAAACUCCAUCUUCUCAAUAUUCUGGACAGAGCUAUCAGUCUCAAAGUUCAAGUGAUAUUUAUUAUACUACUCCAUAUGGUCUUCAAAUGCAAAAUCAAGCAUCCAUUAAUAAAAAUGAAAACUACACUAAUUACAACCAGACAUACAUGCAAGCUGUUAAUAAUGGAACUAAUACAACAACAAGUGCAAAUCCUACCAAAACUGCUACAAAGUCAGAGAAGUCUAAUGUAGAUUUGCUUGCUGAUCUUGAUGUUACCAUAAAUCAUGCACCUUUAGUACCAGAAGUACGUCCUCUCAAUAAAGUUCAAGAAGAAACUACAACGAAAGACGCUGUUAGCGACGACAAUAAAAAAAAGGACGAAGAUGAACAAAUUAAUGCUCAGUCCAUUGUUACCGAAGAUAAAACGGACAAUGAAAAUUUACAAAUCGUUUGGGACACAUGGUACAAUGACGUACAGCCCAAAAAAGAUCCUUUAGGAGAUCCAGCAGCUUUACAGAAGUUCAUCAGUGAAGUUGAGAAAUAUGAGAAAUUUGUAGAUAGUUUACUUGUUAAAACAUUAAGCGGAGCGACUAAUCUUGACAUAAAAUGGAAGGAAGUUCAAGAAUUUGAAGAAAGAGAGAGUGGAAAACAAUCGUGUACAGUAGCUUUAGCUCAUUCUUCAGAAAAUAGGGUAAUGGAAUGUAUCCCGUAUGAUACAACGAGGGUACAAAUAUCAUCGACAGAUAUUCCAAACUAUAUUAAUGCUUCACACAUAAUGGAAAUUACUCAAUGGAUACCAACAGCAUUUAUUAUUACUCAAGCACCAUUACCAAACAUAUUAGAGGUAUUUUGGAUGAUGAUAUGGGAACAAGAGAGCGAAAUAAUUGCGUGUUUAGUAUCUGAUGCACAGUUAAACGGAGAGAUAUAUUGGCCUAUAAACGAAGAGGAUAUUCUGAGUGUUGGUAGCUUUACAAUUUCGUUAAAAAGAAGAGUGAAUCAUGUGUCCUAUGUUCAGAGAGUUAUUUCUGUACACAAUAUUAAGAAAAAUUUGGAAAAGACUGUCGUGCACAUGCAAUUCCUUACAUGGCCUUCAAAUGGUUUUCCUAGUAGUCCAGGAGCAUUGCUUACAUUCUCGACAGAUGUAAUGACAGAACAAGCCUUGAGACGUUGUACAAAACCGAUAGUGGUACAUUGUUUGGAUGGUGGAGCAUUAAGUAGCCUGUUCUUAGUUGCAGCAGCAACAGUGUGUCAUAUACGUGCUGGCUGCGGAAUAGUCAAUGUACCUCUCGUAUUCAAGGGUCUUCUGAAGUGCCGCAAACAAGUUGUAAAUAAAGAGUCCUUGCUAUUUGCGUAUCAAUUGGUAUUAUACCAUGCCCAGGACAUUUUAAUGAAACGUGGUAUCUUAUCUUCUACUCGUUCGACAUUUGAAAACUUCGAAGGACUGAAAGGAAACAAGGAUAAAACGUCAAGAAAGAUGCAUCCUUCCGACGAUUUUCUCCAGAGUCUUGGUAUCAAUGCCCAACGACCAGAUACUGAAGGUCGACAAAAAGGGUCAACUACUAGCGGUGCAACGCAUUCUGCUACAACAUCGAUUCAAGAGAAAUCUAAAGAAGGAGCGGUCGAUCCACUGAGUCAACUAGAUCCAUUAUGGUCCAUUAGGAGAUAAUCAAACACAUUUGCAAAUGAAAUUUUCUUAUGCACCAAUUGAUAAAUUUAUUAUUAUUUAACCGAACAUAUUGCAUUCCUAAGUUUCUUAAAUUAAUGAUACUACU
Messenger RNA from Habropoda laboriosa, 5794 nucleotides. It is a transcript of the gene mop, whose product is annotated as tyrosine-protein phosphatase non-receptor type 23. Bases 100 to 5688 code for a protein of 1862 amino acids. Gene Ontology annotation, cellular component: endosome. The record is from RefSeq and is a predicted model, not a curated record. Lineage: Eukaryota; Metazoa; Arthropoda; Insecta; Hymenoptera; Apidae. The transcript is spliced from 14 exons. Gene Ontology annotation, biological process: endocytic recycling; early endosome to late endosome transport; protein dephosphorylation. Gene Ontology annotation, molecular function: protein binding; protein tyrosine phosphatase activity.